AUGGCUGCAGCCGACCAUCAUACACGUAGCGGACUGGUACCCAUUGCGCCUGCGCCUGUCAAUGAGAAUGGUGCAAAUCAAAAGUCGGCUCAAGCUGUCAUGGCAUUUAGUUGCCGAACCUGUGCAAAACGCAAGGUGAAAUGUGACAAGGUGACACCAAUAUGCUCUAGCUGUCGCAAGGCCAAACUCGAUUGCUUGUAUCAGGCUCCUUUGUCCCGAUCGCGGAAAAGAAAGCCGAGUGAUGAUGAGCUCGAGAAACUCGCCCGGUACGAGCGAAUUCUGUAUGAACACGGUUUGUUGGAUGCCGAGCCGUCAUCGCCUGCAGUCGGAGAGACGCCAGAGGAACCAAUAUCUCUGCAAUGGAACGAACCCGGAGAAUCUGGUUCUGGCAAGCUCCUAGCCAAUCAAGGCAAGUCACGAUAUAUUGAUAGCCGUUUCUGGCACAACUUUGGAGACAAUGAGAUACAGGGUAUGCUCGAUGGUGAACAUGAAGACGAUGAUCAAAUGGCCAGCGGAUCGAUGAUCGACCCAUUGACAGGGGCAUUUCUGGGUUCUCAACAAGAUCUUCUACAGUAUCACCCGACUCACAUGAAAGCUAUGUCUAUGUGGGAGACGUACACAAAUCGUAUAGAGCCUCUAUGCAAGAUCCUGCAUGUUCCAUCCACCGCCGAAAUGCUAGUGAGAGCUUCUAAAGAGCCUGAAAAGGCGUCCAAAACCGACGAAUGCCUGCUGUUUGCCAUAUACCACUUUGCAGUCUUCAGCAUCACUGAAGAUGAAUGUAUAGCACAGUUCGGCAAGUCGCGUGCAACAGUAAUGGAACGAUAUCAUUUUGCAACGCGGCAAGCUCUUGUUAAUGCGUCCUUUCUUAAGACUACUGAGUUACCGAUCCUACAGGCUCUCGUCAUAUUUCUUAUACCUUGCGCAUUCUUUUACGACCCCAACACGUACUGGAUUUUGACUGGUGUUGCAACUCGCAUAGCACAACGAAUGGGGCUUCAUAGAGAUGGGGAGACUCUCGCAUUACCGCCAUUUGAAGUACAAAUGAGAAGACGGCUGUUUUAUCGACUUUUACCUCUUGACGCAAAUGCAAGCCAAAUGUCAGGCGUUGGUCUGUCAAUUCUGUCCCUUACUUGGGAUACCAAAGAGCCAUUGAACGUUGAUGACAACCAGAUUUGGCCAGGAAUGACCAAGGCACCGCAAGAGAAGAAAGGUGCCAGUGAGAUGAUCUUCUGCUUGGCUCGUGCCAGUGUUGGGAAAUAUUUUGCUAAGGCAGGAAGACCGAACAAUGGCUCGGGCUCCGCACAUUUCAAAGACUAUCAAGAGGCUGAGCUGGUCAUUAGUAAGGCGGAGAGUGAAGUAGAGGAAACUUUCAUUCGGUACUGCGACGUUAUCAAUCCAUUGCAUUUUCUCACAGUAUGCUCGAUCAGAUCGGGAAUUAUAGCAAUGCGUCUCCGGAUCCACCUUCCCAGAAUUCGGAAUCAGACCGCUACUGAUGAAGAGAAGAGAAACACGUUUCAAUUUGCACGGAGGAUACUAGACACCGACUCUGCAGUAUGUGCUAAUGCAAGCUUAACGAAGUACCGCUGGCACACGAGACCGUUGUUCUUAUGGGGCACUUGGGAUUCAUUGGUAGUUGUGCUAACGAUCCUCUGGCGAAAUUGCGAUAUUCUCUCAGCGUUAGAAGUUGACGCGGCUUGGAAAAUUCUGGAGUCGGUCUUCUAUAAUCAUGACGAACUACUUGAGCUCAAGCGAGCCUUGUACUUGGCAUUUGGACGACUUACGUUGAAGGCGUGGGAUACUCAUCCACCGAGCAUCAGCGUUCCGGAGCCGAGCUUUAUCACCACCUUGCGCUAUUUACAGAAAAGAAUUCCUCGGAACCGGAUCAAAGAGAAGGCUCGUAGCGUUGACACCGAAGACAUAGACGCAAAUUCAACACCGAUAUUCGAUCCAUCAUCUGCAAAUGAUGCGAAUCCGUCUUUGAACGGCUAUUUUGAAAAUGCGGACUUUGAUUUCAGCCUUGAGUUCAACCUUGAAGAGCCAGAUUGGGCAUUUUGGGAUCAUUUAUUACAAAUCUCAUAA
Messenger RNA from Talaromyces amestolkiae, 2079 nucleotides. RefSeq lists its product as uncharacterized. Bases 1 to 2079 code for a protein of 692 amino acids. Lineage: Eukaryota; Fungi; Ascomycota; Eurotiomycetes; Eurotiales; Trichocomaceae. The record is from RefSeq and is a predicted model, not a curated record. Gene Ontology annotation, biological process: DNA-templated transcription; regulation of DNA-templated transcription. Gene Ontology annotation, molecular function: DNA binding; DNA-binding transcription factor activity, RNA polymerase II-specific; zinc ion binding. The transcript has a single exon.